CUGUUUUGCUUUCCAUUCUGUUCUCGUUACUUCAGACGAAGCGAACGAUAAAGUAGGAAGGGUUUCACUCCAAAUCCUUUUUCCCAGAGGGUCCGGCUUUCACGUCUCCAGGUAAAGGCUCAUCUUUACAGUGUCUCUUUUGGGAAAUAUGUUGUGAAAGCCAAGCAAACUGAACGAAGAGGAUCUGCCCCAGCCAGCUCUCAAUCUCUCCUGUCCACAGCAGACAGGAUUCAUAUCAACAGCUCUGCUCAUUUCCUUACAUAGUCUACAGCACCUACAUACCUCAUUUUCUGCCAUGAAGGUGUUUAAAUUACAGAGUCUAAAAUUCUUGUGGACUCUGAAGCCUCCUAACAGGACUUUCCAUGGACACCCCAGGCUGCUUGUUUCUGAUGUACAUUCCCAGUAUGAGCCCAUCAGGCGGGGCAAACAGGAACUACCAAAGUACUUUAACUAUGCAAGUGAUGUACUGGACAAAUGGGCUGAGAUUGAAAAGGCUGGAAAGAGACCACCAAACCCUGCGUUUUGGUGGAUAAACGGAAAAGGAGAAGAAGUGAAGUGGAGCUUUGAGGAGCUGGGGUUCCUGUCUCGGAAAGUGGCCAAUGUGCUGACUAAAGAAUGUGGGCUGCAGAAGGGGGACAGACUUAUCGUGAUCCUCCCACGAAUCCCAGAGUGGUGGCUGGUGAAUGUGGCUUGUAUGCGAGCAGGAAUUGUCUUAAUUCCAGGAGUAUCCCAGUUAUCGGCCAAAGACAUCCUAUAUCGACUCCAGGCAUCAAAGGCCACGUGCAUAAUUACCACUGACAAACUGGCUCCUGCAGUGGACUCGGUGGCACCUGAGUGUCACUUUCUGAAAACCAAGCUAAUGGUGUCCCAGGGCAGGAGGGAAGGGUGGCUGAACUUCACGGAGCUGUACAAAAACCAAGCUGAUGACCAUUCCUGUGUCAAAACAAGGAUUCAAGACCCAAUGAUUAUCUUCUUUACCAGUGGAACCACAGGUUCUCCUAAGAUGACUCAACAUUCCCAGGGUAGUCUUGGUUUCAGACCCCUUUUAAGUGAAAGGUACUGGUUGGAUUUAACACCUUCUGGCAUGAUAUGGAACACAGCAGACACAGGAUGGAUACUAACUUCAGUAGCAUCUGUUUAUGAUCCCUGGGUUUUCGGGUCAUGCGUCUUUAUACAUAACCUACCACAGACUGACUCAACAGUCAUCUUAAAUACCCUCUGCAGAUUCCCAAUUGAUGCUCUGGUUGGUGCUCCAACAUUGUUCCGCAUGCUGGUGCAAAAUGAUCUCUCCAGCUACAAAUUCAUGAACCUGAAGUACUGCGUGAGUGGAGGGGAACCACUCAACCCAGAAGUCAUGGAGCAGUGGAAGAGCCAGACUGGGCUGGACAUCCAUGAAGUUUAUGGUCAAACUGAAAUGGGAAUAAUCUGCUCUGUUUUUAAAGGAAUGAAGAUUAAACCUGGAUCAAUGGGGAAGGCAGCUCCCCUUUAUGAUGUUCAGAUCAUAGAUAAAAAUGCUAAUAUCCUGCCUCCAGGACAACAGGGGGAAAUUGCUGUCAGAAGCAAACCUAUAAGACCACUUGGGUUUUUCUCUGAAUAUGUAGUAAGGACUUUACUUUAUUCCUCAUCACCACCAAUCUCCUCCAAAAUCUCUCCAGAUAACCCCAAGAAAACUGCAGAAAGUGAACAUGGGGAUUUUUAUGUCACUGGAGACAGAGGGACUAUGGACGAAGAUGGAUAUUUUCAUUUUAUUGGAAGAGAUGAUGACAUCAUAAUUUCUUCAGGGUAUCGCAUUGGGCCGUUUGAAGUCGAGAAUGCCCUGAUAGAGCACCCAGCUGUGGUAGAAACAGCUGUUGUCAGCAGCCCAGAUCCCCUCAGAGGAGAGGUUGUGAAAGCAUUUGUGGUUCUGUCCCCAGCCUUUUCAUCCAGUGACCUGAAGAGCUUAGCUCGGGACUUGCAGGACCAUGUCAAGAAAACCACUGCUCCAUAUAAAUACCCCAGAAAGGUGGAAUUUGUCCAAGAGCUGCCCAAGACAGUCACUGGGAAGAUCAAGAGGAAUGAAUUACGAGACAAAGAGUGGGGACGGGUGUAGCAUUGUUAGGAAUUUAACAAAACUUCUCUCAUUCCAUUUGCACUAUAUAGAUUUCACUAAUAUAACUGCCCUCAUUCUGAUUGCUUUUUGUUAGAUGCCUGAGCAUCAAAAAACUACAGACAACACCGAGGUGUGAUAUUUACGCUUGCUUGCAAAGUUCCUAAUGUCAGUACUUGACUGGAUUGUAUUAUUCUGACUGAAAAAUAAAUUUUUCAAUAGACUGUUUCAAUAGCCUUUCCCUUUGAGACUCCUCCAUCUCUCUUACAGCCCAGAUUCUAUUUGGUGUUACUCUCAAGAGACAGUAGAAAAGGUGAUACCUGCAUCAGAAAAGGUGUUCUUUAUCAAAUAGAUUUUGAUGCAUUAUUGACAAUCUGGCCCCAUGCUAACUCCAUAAGUAAACACAGCUGAUCACAUGCCUAUUGUGGUAAGAUCUGAUGUUGUCUUCCUCCCUUGAAACUACAGAUGAACCUGUAUUAGAUACCACUGGGAUUAUGUACAGGGAAAUGAAAUGUUCCUUCACCUAAUCAAGUUGUGUCUGCGAACAUAAAUUUAUCCUAAUUAUUUUAAUCAAAAGAACCAGAUUUUACCAAUUCAAUACAGUUAUAAAGCACUGAAUUUUGAGUGACAUUCUGAAUGACUGCUUGAACAGCGAAAGAUAAUGCUUGGACGUAAUAACAGAGGGUUUGAAUACAACAGCAUGUUUGAAAGACUCAGCUGGCAACAAUCAAUAUUCUGUCAGGUUCCUCAGCAGAGUUGUCACAGCGUGCACUGGUCAAAGAUUACCAGGCUGAAAGGGUACAGCAGGUUUGGGGGAAUUUCGAGCAUGAGUUUCACAUCUCAUUGCUGCUGGCAGUGGGCUGUGCAGAGGUGCAAACAGAACUACAGCCUUUCCAAGUGAGGCAGGAAUCAGACUCCACUUGCAGAGUAUCAAGAGGGCAUUCACAUUUGGAAUUAAAAUGAAUAGUUCAUCAGGAAUAGCAGGAUAAGAUCCCCUUGGCUAAGCAACAAUGCACCAGCUCCCACCAAAGGUCUUCAGAAAACACUUCACUGUCUUUGGCUUCCCUCAUUUUCUGCCCAGGGUUCCAAUAACCGUGAGGUAUGGUUUUAAAUUUCCCUUCCCUUUUCCUGUAUUGCAUGUUUGUUGUGAGGAAUUAAUUUUUUUCUUCUUGAUUCAGUCAAGACAGAGGAAAACCAUGUUGGAUAUUUUAAAUGUAAUCCCAUUUUUGGAGCAGGAUAAGAAGAAAUAGGAUUAGAUUUUUAAGUGCAAUCAUAAAAACAUGUUGAAAAAUGUAAUCUGUUCACAAUACCAGAAUCUGUUUCUUUUUAAGCACAUUCAGAUUUCAAAUGUGGGUACAUUUUGGAAAAGUAAUCCACUUUGAAGUGAAGUAAUCAGAUUUUUCAUGUAAUCCAUUUAUUCUUUGUAAGCAAUACAUUUUAAACAUAAUCUAAUUAUGAUCUUGGGAAGUAAUUGAUUUUAAAGCAAUUUUAAAAAUAUAAUCCUGGGACAGAUUCUUGAGGUUUGGUGUUGGUCUGUGUUGGGCUUUAAGCAGAUCUGGCUGGAUUGCCCCCUGGUCUAGUGGUGCAAGUGGCUCAUUUCAGCAGGGAAAGGCUUGCUCAGGUUUGCCCUCUGCUGCAGUCACAGACUGCUCAGGCUGCACGUUGGUCCAUCAGACCUGCCAGCACUUUACUGCACUUUGCUAAUGACACAAAACCUGAACCUGACCAGGAAGAGAAGGAAGAAACAAACAGAUGAAUCAAAACAUUUCUGUUUGCUGUGUGGGCAGGAGUCCUGGCUCUGCCUCACUGCCCAGGGUUUAAGCAACCAAAUAAAGCCUCUUAGUUGGUCCCUUUGAAGUCCAGGCUGGGCUCAAAUUCAGUGGUGUGUGCUUGUCCUGCACUACUGAUUUGAGGAAUUACUGAGUUUCUUUAAAACAGAACUCAUUCUUUUUGCUGGGCACUGGGACUGAUGCGCUGCCUGCUCACUUAAUCCUCAAAAGAGCCCAUAGCUUUUAAAUUUGCAGGCUUGCCACAGAAAUGGAACCCAGCUUGGAAUGAAACGGUGUCAAACUGCUAAGUAUUGUUAUUUCUCUUCACAGAUGAGCUGGGGCUUGUUCAACAACUACCAAAGAUGAUCUCUGGGAACAUUCAAAGGAAGAAACAAAGAGUGGGGAAGAGCUUAAGCUUUGCUGCUGAGCUCCUGACCAGAACAUGCUCAUCCUGGACUUUUGUGUCUUUUAGCUUAGUGUUCCCUGUCAGUCUUAAGAGGUGCUGGACAACCUUCUGAAUAAAGGUAGAAGAUACCAGUUUUUGUUCUGAUGCUUUGGGAUAUUUCUAAAGCAAUAUACUCUCUGUAAUUUUAAAUGUACAUGGGAGAAAUGGUUUUGAAAAUAAUGAUAGAAGAGGGGAAAUCAGACUGGCCUUUAUUUUUGCAACUGCAGUGCUAUUACUGAAAGCCACCCUUAAACUCUGAAAUAGAUAUUCCUUUGCUUUCCAGCUACAAAGCACGUUACUUUCUGAGGUCAAAAACAGAUAGAAAACAAAUGCACAAAAUUCUGUGUCUGUGUAGAUUACAUUAAUCUAAAUGGAUUGCACUACUGAAACCAGAGAAUAGUUGAGAAUUUAUUUCUUUAGGAGAAGAAUUAGACCUCAAAUGAAAAAUAA
This is a messenger RNA of Myiozetetes cayanensis, 4750 nucleotides long. RefSeq names its product acyl-coenzyme A synthetase ACSM4, mitochondrial-like. The record is from RefSeq and is a predicted model, not a curated record. Gene Ontology annotation, biological process: acyl-CoA metabolic process; fatty acid biosynthetic process. Gene Ontology annotation, cellular component: mitochondrial matrix. Bases 296 to 2089 code for a protein of 597 amino acids. Gene Ontology annotation, molecular function: fatty-acyl-CoA synthase activity; fatty acid ligase activity. The transcript is spliced from 15 exons. Lineage: Eukaryota; Metazoa; Chordata; Aves; Passeriformes; Tyrannidae.